AUUUUUCGUUAGAUAGCUGUAGCUCCACGUCGGCAAUUUGCAAGAGUAAUGCGCUUCUUCGUCGUGCCUCGUCCCGUGCAACGUAUUCGAAAAACAAUUGAUCUAUAGCAGCAAUUGCCAUGGAAACGAAAAUGAGCAGCUCCGAGGAAGUGUCCUGGAUCUCGUGGUUUUGCGGCUUGCGCGGGAACGAGUUCUUUUGCGAGGUGGAUGAGGAUUAUAUUCAAGACAAAUUUAAUUUGACGGGACUGAAUGAACAAGUACCACAUUAUCGUCAAGCAUUGGAUAUGAUUCUCGAUCUUGAACCUGAUGAUGAUUUGGACGACAAUCCAAAUCAAUCAGAUUUGGUCGAACAAGCAGCGGAGAUGCUUUAUGGUCUUAUUCACGCGCGUUACAUACUUACCAAUCGUGGCAUCGCUCAAAUGAUCGAAAAAUACCAAGCAGGCGAUUUCGGCCAUUGCCCGCGAGUUUACUGUGAAUCCCAGCCGAUGUUGCCGUUAGGCCUCAGCGAUGUUCCCGGUGAGGCAAUGGUCAAGAGUUAUUGUCCCAAGUGCAUGGACGUUUAUACGCCAAAGAGUUCGAGACAUCAUCACACCGAUGGAGCUUAUUUUGGAACAGGAUUUCCACAUAUGCUGUUCAUGGUCCAUCCCGAAUACAGACCGAAACGUGCGGCAAAUCAAUUUGUACCUAGAUUAUACGGCUUUAAAAUUCAUCCUCUAGCAUAUCAGAUCCAGCAACAGUCUGCGUCCACGUUUAAAGCACCUUUACGGGCUCUUAACUACAAUAAUGGAAAACGUUAAGGUCAUUUCGGAAUAGCCUAGAAUACUUCCUUUCAUUACUCGCAAUUUCUAAUUUCGUCCUGAAGAUUUAAAUAAAAUAUUUUUUAUAUCUCUGUUUCUCCUAUGCAAUAUGUUUCUGCGCAAAUAGGACAUUUCCUAUGUAGUCGCUCCUUGCAACUCUUUCAAUUUACUCAUUAUCUCAUUGCUCUUACGUUUUCGGAGUAUCCGAUAUUACGUAAAGAGAUGAGAAGAAAAAGAGAAAGAGAGAGGCAAGCACAUUUAGUUUCGUCGUGUAAAUCAUUAUCAUAAUUUAAAUUGUAGUAAUAAUAUUGUUUUCAAUAAUCGUUUACGCGAAGAACCAAUAUGUUUUUGUAUAGAAACUUUGAACAUAAUCCACUUUAAAGGAUAAAGGAAAAAUAAAAAAACAUACUAUAUAGAAUAAUUUCGUUAGAUCAUAAAUAAGGAAAGACAUGAUUAUAGGAUAGAACAUACAUCCGUUUUGUACGAGAGUCGUUCGCAUCAUCGUAUUUGCUGCCAAGUAGUUCCUAAAAAUGUGCAGAAGCGGACUUCCUAAAAAAAGAGUCGAGACGCGGGUAAAAAGAGAGCGAGAGAGAGAGAGAGUACUCUGAGUUUCGCAUUGAUUCUUUUCAAGACGCAAAAUAAUGUAUAAAGGGGAGAAUAUAGCUAUUAAGUGUAAUUUAAUUUAAUUGCCGAGUAAUUUGUGCGCGAACUGUGACAGAAACAAUUUAUUGAUAUGUAAAAUCGUGUAGAUAAUAUAUAUAAAUAAUUUACUUUAACGCCAAAAAAAUUAUUGAACUUGAGACGCAAUAAUUUUAAAGAAACGAAAAAUCGUGCACAACGUUCCACGAAGAAUUAAAAUAGACGAUUAUCUUGGUUUCUAUCACAGUUUUCGAGACGUUUUUAUUCACAUUUAGCAUUGGUGGAAGAAAGAUUUCGCGCGAAAAUUUAGAAAAUAAAAUUCUGUGUAUAAUUUUUAACGUAGAACAACAAAGCUACUAGUAAUAUUUUCUUCAUUUCGUUUAAUUGUUCGCAAAGUAAAGUUUUGAGUCAAAUAGAUUUUGUAUCCAAAUUGAUUGAUUUAUAUUAGAGAAAACUACUGUAUCGUAUUUUCGCUUUAAAUUAAAGUACGAUUUAUUUA
Molecule: messenger RNA, 1935 nt
Organism: Formica exsecta
Lineage: Eukaryota; Metazoa; Arthropoda; Insecta; Hymenoptera; Formicidae
Gene: CkIIbeta
Product: casein kinase II subunit beta
Exons: 5
Coding region: 120-797 (225 amino acids)
Cellular component (GO): cytoplasm; protein kinase CK2 complex
Molecular function (GO): protein kinase regulator activity
Source: RefSeq, a predicted model, not a curated record